Paraphaeosphaeria sporulosa is the source of this 2084-nucleotide messenger RNA. RefSeq lists its product as uncharacterized. The transcript is spliced from 2 exons. The record is from RefSeq and is a predicted model, not a curated record. The annotation marks the transcript as partial. Lineage: Eukaryota; Fungi; Ascomycota; Dothideomycetes; Pleosporales; Didymosphaeriaceae.
GCCUCAUAAACCUCCAAGAGUCCAGCCCACCCCUAAGAGUCCAACCCACUUCUGAGAGUUGAGCCCACCUAGAAGGCACACUUCACAUCGUCCUGUCCGCAAUGGAUCCACUUACCGCAGUAGGGCUUGGGGCCAAUAUCUUGCAGUUUGUACAGCUCGCAGCAACACUCGUAGGGACGGCUCAGGACAUAUACCAAUCCGUGGAAGGUGCCACAGCCCACAACGUGGACUUAGAGGCAGUCGCUGAGACAAUACGAAGUCGCUAUCGACGCUUGCAGCUGAUGGCAGCCAAGCGGAACCUCAAUGCUGACCCAGACGCCGUGCCCGAGACAGACAAGGAACUUGCGAGACUACUUCCCGACUGCGACGUGGUCGCCCGGCAACUACUUGCAGCUUUGGAGAAUGUGAAGCUAAAGUAUCCGAACCGAAGACGCGGAUGGGGGUCAGCUCUCCAAGCUUUCCGGACUGUCUGGAGUGCUGCAGAGAUAAAUGCUUUGCAUGAGCGUCUCAAGGGGUGUGAAUCAAGAGUCCAAACAGCACUCCUCGUUUGUUUAAAAGAAAAAAUUGAUAUGAUUACCGAAGCUCCUCACGGUACCCAGAGGAGAGAUUUACGCGUUUUCAAAGAUGCUAUCAUUCGCGAAGUGCAAGAACUGCGGACAGAGAAUCUGGACUACGCAUUCGGCGCCCGGUUGUUGGCACUUACCGAUGGGGCGUUGCGAGACCAUGUUUUGGGGCGGUUGCGCUUCAACCAUCAAUACGACCGCGAAUACAAGAUAGCAGAAGCUCAUGCUGAGACAUUCAGAUGGGUGUUUGAGCCACCACGAGAUCCCGCAAAGCCUUUUACUAACUUCCAGGAUUGGCUGAAGCAAGACAGCCAACAUGUUUAUUGGAUCACGGGCAAGGCUGGCUCUGGUAAAUCGACUCUAAUGAAGUACAUUGUCCAUGAUCGCCACUGCGAUGAGUUUUUGCGGAGCUGGGCCGGUCCACUUCCUCUCCUUACCACUCGGUUCUAUUUCUGGAAUUCCGGAAGUCAAAUUCAAAUGUCUCAAGAAGGAUUACUGAGGAGCAUUCUUCACGAGGCGCUAACAAAGCGACCAGACAUGAUCCCUAAAGUGCUACCAGAUUUAUGGACAGCAUUUCAGACGUUAAGGUUCAAGGACUCUGCGUGGCUGCUGACGGACCUCAUGAUCGCGUUUGAUCGCCUUGUUGCAUGCGCAACCGAGAACCAUUUCAAAAUCUGCUUCUUUGUUGAUGGACUAGACGAGUUUGAUGGAGACCUCGAGGCUCUCGCAAUCCUCUUUCGUAAGGCUGCAAAAUCACCGAAUGUUAAGGCAUGUCUUUCGAGCCGUCCCUGGGAGGUCUUUGAAGAAGCCUUCCUCACUCUGCCAAGCUUGAGGCUGCAGCAUCUUACCUUUUUCGAUAUCCGCAGUUACGUUACAAGCCACCUCCACGGUCAUUCCGGUUUUCAAGGUUUAGCAAGACGCGAGCCAGCUUUUGCAACCAGUUUAAUAGAAAAUAUCGCCACCAAAGCCUCCGGCGUGUUUCUUUGGGUGUUCUUGACUGUGAAGUCACUUCUAAUUGGUUUCACCAACGGCGAUCGCAUCUCUGAUCUACAAGGGCGAUUGGAUGAGAUACCAGAUGAUCUGCAACUGUUCUACUUGAAGAUCUUUGACUCCAUUGAUCCAGUGUACACCAAACACGCUUAUCAGAUAUUUCAUCUGGUAGAAGCUGCUGAAGGAUCGUUAACCGCAAUGGGACUGUACUACGCCGACCAAGACAUGGAUGGGACUCAACUUAUAAAAUCCGCGCAAGCUGCGAAAAUUACGCCUCUCUCAGCACAAGAAUACAGUGAUAGAUACGAAGCAAUCAACAAACGUCUAAAUAGUCGAUGGAAAGGCCUAUUUGAGAUCGAGGCGCCGCUUUCUGACAUCCUAGGACGUUCUGGGAAUAGAAAGGUUUCUUACUUACAUCGGACCGCAAGGGACUUUCUACGCUCGCCGGAAAUUUUCACUCGAAUGAAGCCAUCAAUUCGAGAUACCGACCUGCAAUUGACUCUUGCUGGAUCCUGCAUAUUUCUGAUGAAG